Lathyrus oleraceus (garden pea) is the source of this 1356-nucleotide messenger RNA. RefSeq lists its product as uncharacterized. The transcript is spliced from 4 exons. NCBI's taxonomy places the organism in Eukaryota, Viridiplantae, Streptophyta, Magnoliopsida, Fabales, Fabaceae. The record is from RefSeq and is a predicted model, not a curated record. Bases 1 to 1356 code for a protein of 451 amino acids.
AUGACACCUAUUGAGAAUGACGAAGAAGUCAAGUCCAUGUUUCAGUGUCACAUAACAUUUUCUCAAUUAUCCGCCAUUGAGAUAUAUGUUCGUCUCCUUGAACAUCUUGAAACAUAUCUGGCUCAAUCCAUACAAUUACACCAAUAUGGAAUGAGUCAAACCACUGACGAUGAACCGACUCAAACUAAUAAACCUUUCAUACCGAAUGAAGAGCGAUGCGAUGGAAAUGAAAACCUCAUCGACACACCUACUGUAGCAGUAAGAGCUCAACCGAUUAGUUUGUACAAUCCACCUGGUCACAUGCAAAAUAUAAGUUUGGAUGAUGCUGAACCGAUCUUUGCUUUUGGAAGUUUCACACCAAUCCACAAUGCCGACGACAUAGAUGAGGGCAUGAAGUUUGAAAACAAGGAAGCGUGUGAUGCCGCGUUGCAACAUUGGCAUAUAAAGCGUAGUCUAGAUUAUUCAAUGACUAAAUCUGACAAUGUUGACGGAACAUGGUUGUAUGGAAAGUAUAGAGGGACUCUGUUGAUGGAUGUGGCACAUCAUAGGAACAGGAACAUUUUCCCAAUAGUUUUCCCAUUAGUUGAAGACAUACAUGAAUCAAUAAAUAGUGCAUAUAAAAAUCCUGAAAACGGAUGGCAUGAUCCUCCAUCUUCCCACAUCUAUUGCAUUAGACACAUUGCACAAAACUUCACGCGUGAGAUUAAAGACAAGGAACUGCACAAAAAACUUGUUAACAUGGGUUAUACGUUGACAGAGGCGGCAUUUAACUACUAUCAUGGGGAAAUCCGAAGAACAAACAAUGAUGCUUUAUCAUGGAUAGACAACAUCCCUCGAGAGAAGUGGGCAAAGGCAUAUGACGGAGGGAAACGCUGGGGUCACAUAACAACUAAUCUGGCAGAAGCAAUGAACUCGGUACUCAAAGAAACCCGGAACCUUCCAAUCACUGCAUCGGUCCAGUCUACAUACUAUCGAUUAGGAUCACUCUUUGGUAAAAGAGGCCAUCAAUGGACAAAAAUGUUGGCCUCUGGCCAAGUUUUCACUGAUAAUUGUAACAAGGGGAUGGCUGAAGAAGUCAGUAAAGCUAACACACAUAACGUCAUGCAAUUUGAUCGCGAGAGAUUCUAUUUCAUGGUCCAUGAAAAGAUUAACCAGAAUGAUGGUCGACUAACCGUUACUUUCAGUGUUGAUCUUAGGAAACAACAUUGCGAUUGUGGGAAAUUUCAGGCAUUUCACUUACCUUGCUCCUAUGUAAUCGCAACAUGUUCGAGUAUGCGCCAGGACUACUCCAUUCACAUACCAUACGUGUUAAAAUUUCUUAACGUCUUCAAGGUCUAUAAGGAGAGUUUCUUAUGA